UCGGGCCGGCGCGUGCGUCGCGCCGUUUAUUUGGUGUUCGAAUUUCAGUGUUUUCAGUGCUUUUGUUUCGUUGGAUUUCUAUUGAGUGAAGUGUUGUGUUUUGUUUUUAGGAGCCAUCGAAUACAGUUAUUGACAACAUUGAGGAUCCCUGAAAUAACACUGGAGAAGGCAGAUUAUGCUGUUGCUUCGAAAUUAAAAAAUGCCGGCGUCAGACUCGCGACCGAAUAAUUCCAAGCAUUUAGUCAAAUUCUAAAGUUCCUAAAGUCCGUAAUCUAAGUUAGAGUAAAAACUAAAAAUGUAUAGUUCCAACGAAUUCCUCCAAAGUGCCGGCGUCAGCCGUCACAUGCAAGCGACAGGGGAGACACCGUCGCAAAAAACUAGUAUGAAGCGUCGCUCAUGCGAAGUUCCAUUGGGAGAUAUUUCUUAUAACAACUUUAAAGUAUCUUUAGGGGACAUAACUAAUUCUAAUGAAGACCCGAACUUCGACUGUAGGUCUCUCCGUUCUGUGCGUUCUGAGAACGCUAGAUCCUGUUACUAUAGACCGAUAGAUAGUCGUAGUGUGAAGAACUUUAGGUCCUCGCUAGCGGAUUUGUCAACUUUUUCUUUAUCGCGACCGCCGAGCUAUGACCAGCUCUCUAGGAGGUCUGUGGUCGAAGGUCCAGAGAUGGGGAUUACAUCGAGCAUCGAAGGAGUGCUGUGGUCAGAUGAAGAGGAGAACGAGUACUUCUACCAUGAGAAUAUCACGUCUGCUUGGAAUCAAGACUUGGCCGCCAUCAGACAGCUGCUAGAAAGCGAGACCGGCGGCACAAACUGUCCCAGCUGUAACAUGCCUUUCGACAAAGGCAAGAAGAGAAAGCUGAUCGACACCUGCGGCCACGAGCGGUGCUACGCCUGCAUGUUCAGAAACGAGGCCUGCCCGAUCUGCGCUCGGAACAGCCAAGGCAGACGCACCAUGGAACGAUACACUCCUUCCCCAAAAACCCCUGAAGAUUACAACCCCACAAGGCUACCUAAGCCUCCGAAACAGCCCACCAAUUUAGUCCAAAGCUGUCCGACGCCACCACAUACGAGGAGAAGAUUCUUCCUGAGUCCUAAAUCGCUGAGGAGUCCGUUCGCUCAGCGAGCGUCGAGACACAGCUCCGAGAAUCAUGUCCCUCUUUCAGGACUCCCGGAGGAAGGGCCCAGGAGCGCGGCCUGGCACAGUCUGGUGUUUAACAAGAUCAGGUCGUUGUGGUCGGCUCACUCGUCCGUGCCGCAGGGCCUCAACCAGCUGACAGAUGACGAAGGCGGCCACAUAAAGCAAGGUUUCGAGUCUCGGCGUCAGAAUGAUCUAUACAUGCGCCUGGGCCUGUUGCUGGGAGAGCGACGCUCGCGCAACAAGGCUCGCGAUAGUUGCACGUCGCUUGCGUCGCUUGAUGCGCAUUCGCUGUCGCAUAAUACUAGCCCGGUGUCAACGUUGACUGGCUCAUCAGAAGUAGAAGCAGCGACGCCUCUCGGCCGAGAUUCUCUAGGCUCUCUGGCUUCCAUGUCAUUGUCGGCUGCCAGCAAUUGUUCCUCUUCCAGCCCAGGUAGCAGGCGACAUUCGGUCAACACGCUACAAAACGGUAGCAGAUCAGAAGAGCUGACGCGGAUGUCUAGCGGGUUUUUCAAGAACCGAAAAACCGCCGCCCGACGCUCCGCUAGGGUCAGCAGCAAGCAAUCAUCCACGUCUGAGCUGAAGAAGGUGCACCCUUCGCCUCAGCUGACGUUACGACCCCUGUUCUUCGAAGUGCCGUCGACGGAUAACCAGGGAUGCUUCUCGGGGAGACAGUGGCUGAUGAAGGAUAUGGAGAAAGCUUUGGAGUCUAGUUCUUCAGGUAUCCUCAUCGCCGGCGGACCUGGCACUGGCAAAACCGCCCUGAUCCUCCAACUGGUUCAAUACUCCUGCUUCGGCCGCAAACGAAACCACGACUACGAGGAAUUGCGAGAGCAAUCCGACAUCCGGGAGGUCCUGCCUGAGGAGCUCACCGCUGGGAUGUGCACGCAUCUCGCCUCGCAUGUUGUCGCUUACCAUUUCUGUCAGGCUGACAACAACAGCACGUGUUUAGUCGGAGAGUUUGUUCAUUCCCUAGCAGCACAACUUUGUCAAGCACCAAGACUCCAAGCUUACAGAGAAUACCUACUAAGCGAGCCACAUCUACUAGCUUGCCUUUCGUUGAAGGAGUGUAUAGCAGUUCCGGAUCUCGCGUUCAUGAGAGGAAUUAUAGAACCACUCAUUAUACUAAGGAGGAAUGGAAGUAUAGACAGAUCGAAUAGUAUAAUACUCAUCGAUGGACUUUGUGAAGCGGAAUACCAUAGGCCGGACCAUGGACAUACGAUAGCAUCGUUCCUGGCUAAGCAUGUGACAGAAAUGCCUCAGUGGCUCAAAGUUGUAGCCACAGUCAGAACACAGUUCAUCGAAUUGACCAAGCAACUGCCUUAUACGAGACUAAGUUUAGACGAUUCAGAAAAUGUACAUAAAGAUUUACUGGAAUACUUUAAUAUGAGAGUACAAAAUGCACCAAUUAUAGAAACAAACAUCAAAUGUUCGACAGGAAAGAUGGAAGGAGUUCACAACUCAGUGAUGAAGUUCGCGCAAUAUGUUCUACAUCUGAGCCAAGGAUCAUUCCUGUUCCUAAAGUUAAUAUUAGAUCUCCUUGAAAGAAGCCAUAUCGUUGUAAAAUCAACGAAUUACAAAGUGGUGCCAAUAUCAUUAGCGCAGAUAUUUUUACUGCAAUUCAAUCUAAGAUUCCCAACAGUACAAUCAUUCGAAAAGGUCACUCACAUACUGAGCGUAUGCUUGGCUGCAUUAUACCCACUGACGUUGGUAGAGAUAUACUAUUCGGUGAAUUCGCUGUUAGUUGACAAAUUCCUACCCUGGGACGAGUUCUGCCACAGAUUCGACAGUCUGACAGACUUUUUAGUAAAGCGGAUCGACAAUACGUACAUGUUCUUCCAUCCAUCCUUUAGGGAAUGGCUCAUGCGUAGAGAUGACAACGAAAGUCCCAAAUUCCUGUGUGAUUUAAGAGCAGGACACUGUGGAAUUGCCUUCCGAUUGGCUAGAGUACAAUCGCCUCUAGAUCCAGAAAAGUCCAUGGAACUGGGACAUCACAUCCUAAAAGCCCAUAUGUACAGAAAUCUGGGCCCUGCACAGUUAGGGUUAUGUCCAAGGGACUUGCAAGCGAAUUUGGUAGCAAGCAGCUCUACUAAUGUCGGUGAAUCAAUCGCGAAUUUAAGGAACAUUUACACACCAAAUGUAAAAGUUUCAAGGCUAAUGCUGCUAGCGGGUGGUUCUCCCAACCAAAUCACCGACUGUCUUGGAAAUGCACCUCUACUAUGCAUGUAUUCGUACCAAGGUAUCUUGGCUAUGGUUGGUCUCUUACUGGAGUUUGGCGCUGAUCUCGAGAUGACAAACUCACAAGGCUGUACGGCGCUUUCUUUGGCGUGCCAAAGGGGUCAUACUGAUGUUGCCAGGAGGCUUAUAGCAGCAGGUGCAUCACUAAGCCACACAGAUACAGCCGAACAGACUCCCUUAGUGCACGCAGCCAAAAACGGCCACAGAGACACAGUGAUAUAUCUUCUCGGCUGCCAGACGGGGCGCGACGAUCGCAACCCAUUGGACUUCGACGAUGACAAUAUAGAACAAGUGGUGCCAGGGUCGCGGCACGCGUUGAUUGGCGCCGCGCAAAAUGGGCAUUUGGAUAUUGUUGAGUAUCUGCUUGAUACCGCUGAAUUAAUCCCCGACGGUAUCUGCCCAGUAACCGGCGAGACAGCCCUCACAGCGGCCUGCUCAACCGGCAACGCCGCCAUAGCCAACGCGCUCCUCAUCCGCGGCGCCACCCCCUACUCCCUCAACGCGCGCCAACUGUCCCCCCUCGCGCUAGCAGCGAAGAACGGACGGACGGCGCUCGUGCUGAGACUGCUGGACUCGGGAGCUGACGUGAUGGGUUCGGGGGGAAAGAUCCCGCUGAUACUUGCGGCUGCUGAGGGGCAUGUUGAUGUUGUUGAAAUGCUGUUGGAGCAUGGUGCUGACCCUGAUGCAGUUGACGCUGACGGAAUUUCUGCUCUUGGCUGGUCUUGUCUACGAUCCAGAAUACCAACUAUGGUGGCAUUGAUCGACAGAGGAGCUACGAUAGAUCAACCUGAUGGCAGUGGCAGAACACCUCUCGGCUUAGCGUGUGGUGGAUCAGCUGAGCUGGUAGAAAUACUCCUGGAGAAAGGAGCCUCAUUAGAGAGGGUUGACCACAGCGGACUAAGGCCUUUGGACCGGGCGAUCGGGCAACGGAAUAUUCCUGUCGUCAAUUGUUUCCUGAGAAAAGGUGCCAAGCUCGGUCCAACAACGUGAGUUAUGGCUUCGGGAAAACCUGAAUUUAUGCUAAUCCUCCUGAACAAGCUCCUCGAAGACGGCAACAUGCUGUACCGUAAGAACCGUCCUUCAGAGGCGGCCCACCGCUACCAGUACGCUCUGAAGAAGAUCAACCCGCUCAUCACCGAUGAAGGGUUGACCACACCC
This is a messenger RNA of Leguminivora glycinivorella, 4531 nucleotides long. RefSeq names its product protein TANC2 (gene rols). The transcript has 17 exons. The coding region runs from base 296 to 4363 and encodes 1355 amino acids. NCBI's taxonomy places the organism in Eukaryota, Metazoa, Arthropoda, Insecta, Lepidoptera, Tortricidae. Gene Ontology annotation, molecular function: protein binding. The record is from RefSeq and is a predicted model, not a curated record.